Molecule: messenger RNA, 1146 nt
Organism: Myotis davidii
Lineage: Eukaryota; Metazoa; Chordata; Mammalia; Chiroptera; Vespertilionidae
Gene: CRTAM
Product: cytotoxic and regulatory T-cell molecule
Exons: 10
Coding region: 1-1146 (381 amino acids)
Biological process (GO): detection of tumor cell; cell recognition; positive regulation of natural killer cell mediated cytotoxicity directed against tumor cell target
Cellular component (GO): plasma membrane
Molecular function (GO): signaling receptor binding
Source: RefSeq, a predicted model, not a curated record
AUGUGGUGGAGAGUUUGCAACUUGCUGGUGUGGUGGUCCCUUCCAGCGGCCUCCCUGGGCCCCGCGGAGACGGUGGAGGUGGAGGAGGGCCAGCCAGUGACCCUGAGCUGCGUGGCGCCCCCCGCAGAGCGAGGCCCCCUGCAGUGGCUGGCGCCCUCGGGGUUUACCAUCUUCUUAAACCAGCAUCGCGCUUUAAAAAAUACCAAAUACCAGCUUCUUCAUCACUCUUCCAAUGAGCUCUCCAUCCGCGUGGCCAAUGUGACCCCGCACGAUGAAGGCGUGUACACGUGUUUACAUUACAGCCGCUCCGUGAGGAAAACAAAGGCGGUGAAAGUGGUGGUGCUGGCAACUCCCCUUAAGUCAACCCUGGAAGCCUCCAUCAUCAGAACGCAAAACAGGGAAGAGCAGGUGGCACUGACGUGCUCCACGGUGAGGAGCAGGCCCCCCCCACAGAUAACCUGGCAGCUGGGGAACCACACGGAGCUCCCAGGGGACACCUCUCACGCCUUUGACAGCGACUUCAGGGCCUGGAACAGCAGCAGCGCGCUCAGGGUCCCCGCGCGCCCGGGCUCCGCGGUGGACUGCGUGGUGCGCCACAGGGGCCUCCGCGGAGGGCGGCUGGUGGUCUCCUUCCGGUUUGAAGAUUUGGUUACUGGUCAAGAGGCGGCCUCAGAUGCCCCGGGGAAAAGCUCUCCGUCCUCACGAGAUGCCCCGCAGGCCGCUAGCACUGUUGCUGCGAUGGAAGAUUUUAGUACAUCAGCGACAGACAAGGAAGAGGAAGGACAAACCACUCAAGACCCCGACUUGACCACUGAAAAUGAAAUUUCAGAAUACACUCUAGAAAGUUACAAAUCGAGGUCAAAUCAUGAAGAAACAUCAUCCCAGGAGAAAUAUGGCCAAACUCCCCGUCCUAAGCGCUGCAUGGACUACAUCACACAGCUGUGCUCAGAAGCGAAAACAAAAGGGAAGGAGCACACGCAGCAGGCAAAGUUAAAGAGAGGGCACACGCGUCCCGACUCAGAGCAGCGAGACAGGACUGAACAUGGACCGAGGCUGCGCCACCUGUGGUGCCUGACACUACUCCAGAGCAGGAAGAUGCUACCGAGCCUUGGACUGGCCAGUGGGACCCACAACACGGUGCUGUGA